CACCUGCCCAAGAUGCAUGGUGACAACUAUGGUAUGGACCAGGAUCACGCCGAGGAAAAUUUCCUCAACGACGUAAAACUGCUCAGUGAAUAUGGCGUACACUUCUACAAGCUAUACACGGAUAAGAAGGCGAGGGGGCAGCACGUGUGGCUCGGCGUGCACGCGCGCGGCAUCGAGAUCUGCGAGGCGUUGGGGGACGAUCGCGUGCCCAUGCAAGCGUUCCCCUGGUUGGACGUCGUUAAGGUGCAGUUUGACAAGCGCAGCUUCCU
Priapulus caudatus is the source of this 269-nucleotide messenger RNA. RefSeq names its product FERM domain-containing protein 6-like. Gene Ontology annotation, cellular component: cytoskeleton. The annotation marks the transcript as partial. The record is from RefSeq and is a predicted model, not a curated record. NCBI's taxonomy places the organism in Eukaryota, Metazoa, Priapulida, Priapulimorpha, Priapulimorphida, Priapulidae. The transcript has 2 exons.